This is a messenger RNA of Vanrija pseudolonga, 720 nucleotides long. RefSeq lists its product as uncharacterized. NCBI's taxonomy places the organism in Eukaryota, Fungi, Basidiomycota, Tremellomycetes, Trichosporonales, Trichosporonaceae. The record is from RefSeq and is a predicted model, not a curated record. The transcript is spliced from 3 exons. Bases 13 to 720 code for a protein of 235 amino acids.
AAUCCCCUCACCAUGAAGUUCAUCGCUGCCACGCUCCUUGUCGCCGCCGCCGGCGUUGCCGCCCAGGGUGUCUCCAUCUCGGCCGUCCCCGCCUGUAUCCUUCAGUGCGUCACCAGCUCGUCCUCGACCGCUGGAUGUGCCGGCCCCACCGAUGUCCAGUGCAUGUGUGUCACCAAGCAGAACGAGUUCAUCACGGCCUCGACCCCCUGUAUCCUCCAGAACAAGUGUGACAUCAACCAGGCCCUGUCCCUCCUCGACCAGAUGUGCACUGGGGGUAUCGCCGGCUUCGCUCCCGGUGCUACUGGCUACCAGGGCGGCGCCGCCGCUUCUGCUGCCGCAGCCUCGGCCACUGGUGGUGGUGGCGGUGGUGCUGCUUCGACGUCUGCCGAAGCCCCCGCUUCGUCGGCUGCUCCCACGUCCGAGGCCCCGGCUUCUUCGUCCGCCGCGCCGUCUGCCGCCGAGUCGUCCGGCGGUGCCGGAGCCAGCGCCAGCGGAGCCAGCGCCAGUGCCGUCAGCGCCAGCGCCGGUGCCAGCCACUCUGCCGCUUCUGCAUCUGGCGCUUCUGCCUCUGCCGCUGCCGGCUCUGCCUCGGGUACCCACUCGGCUGCGCCUACUACCAGCCCCACGGCCAAGCCCUCGUCUGGCUUCACCGCCAUCACUCUUCCUGCCCUCCCGGUGGCCGUCGCCGCCCUCGUUCUUCCCUUCAUGCUCAUGUGGUAA